AUGGAGUGUAAUGGGUUUAAUUCUCCUCGGUCCGAUACCUUUCCGGCUGGGCUACGUGUUCUUGUGGUCGAUGACGAUCCAACAUGGUUGAAAAUCCUUGAAAAGAUGCUUAAGAAGUGUUCAUAUGAAGUGACUACAUGUGGUCUAGCAAGAGAGGCUCUGGACCUGCUUCGUGAAAGAAAAGAUGGAUUUGACAUCGUAAUCAGUGAUGUUAACAUGCCUGAUAUGGAUGGUUUCAAGCUUCUGGAGAAUAUGGGACUUGAGAUGGAUCUUCCUGUCAUUAUGAUGUCUGUCGAUGGAGAAACGAGCAGGGUGAUGAAAGGUGUUCAACAUGGAGCAUGUGAUUAUCUUCUUAAGCCUAUAAGAAUGAAGGAACUUCGGAAUAUAUGGCAGCAUGUCUUUAGAAAGAGGGUACAUGAGGUGAGAGAUAUUGAAAGUCAUGAUGGCUUUGAAGAAAUUCAGAUAAUGAGAAAUGUAUCAGACCAGUAUGAUGACAUAUACUUGCAUAAUGGAGGUGAUCUGACUUCAGGAAAGAAAAGAAAAGAUGUCGAAAACAAGCUUGACAACAAAGACUUUGAAGUUGGCCCCAAGAAAAUACUCGACUUGAUGAAUGUGCCAUGGUUGACAAGAGAAAAUGUUGCUAGCCACUUGCAGAAAUACCGCCUCUACUUGUGUAGGUUACAGAAAGAAAAUGAUAUAAAAGCUUCUUUUGGUGGGAUAAAGCAGGCAGAUCUCUCCCCGAAACAUACUGCUGGAAAAUUUGGCCUUCACAAUUCAAUCAAUAUACAGCAAGAUGAUGCUGCUAAUGGCCACUUUGGAACUUCUGACAACAAAAUUCCACCCCACAAUAUCGAUCAUAAAAUCCAUGAAGCUGAACUUAAGGGUAUUGUUUCAAUGUCAAUGACAAAACCCAAGAAGGCCCAGAUUGUUAAUAUUCCUGAACCUCAGAAGCUCAGCAGUUCAGGGACUGGCCUCAGUCACUCUUGGGGGUCACUGGAACCAGACCCUAAAUAUGCAGCAUUUGAUUCUACUCUCACUAUGCAGUACUCUUGGCGCGAUAUUCAGUACCAAGAAUAUAAGCCUCAUCUUCAGUUAGAGAAUAGCUUCAGACAUCUGCCACUGCCUGCUAUACAGAAUCACAUCCAAGUUAAUACCUUACGACCUGUUCCCUCAACUAAUACCAUACCAUUCAACAAAGAGAGGGAUAAACCUUCACCGGUUGAAAUCCAGCCUUCAGGUGCCAAAUGCAGAAGCCAACAAAUCAGGCAAGUAGCUCCAACAGGAAAUGCAUUUGACUUGCUUUCAGCUCAGUCUGAGAGCUGUAUGACAAACUUUCACACAUCUAGUCCACCUGCCAGUGCUACAUUUAGCAUGAAGAAUCAGGGCAUUGAUCGGAUUUCAGUAACUGAUCUGGAAUCUAACAAGGGAAACCUAAUUCAGGAAAUAGGGGCAGCAUUUGCAUGUAUCGAUGAGGACUUAACCGCUUCUUGCUUUCAAGGUGAUUGUUGUUCUAUAAAUCUUGGAUUCCAGAACAUUGCUGAAGUUUCUCCCUACUUGUAUGAUGCACUGAAGUUUGACUACGAGAAUCCCUGUGACUCGCUGGAAUAUCCUGUAAUAAUAGAUCAAGGGUUAUUCAUAGCAUGACCAGUUUAACUGGAAGGAGUUGCUCAUUGGACAAGUAAAGAACAAUGGUAUCUCGAUAUUGUUGUUCCAGUCAAAUGAUAUGUCAAGUAAACUAUUUCAACAUGGAGUGGAAUAUCUUCUUCCAACUCAAAUUUGGAUAAAUAUGUCGUAAAUAUUUGCCGUAGGAGUGAUAUCAAAUAUUGAGCACAAUAAACAAGCUUCUACCGGUGAGUGAUGCUUAUGGUGAGUUGCAUGUCUGUGUAGAUUUGUACUAGUAUUGGAGUUUGGGCUCCCAUUUUGAUCCUACAAAUCUUGUAAAUACAAAUUCUAGUUGCAAAGUAUAGUCCCAGAAUUCAUGUCUCAUGUUGUG
Molecule: messenger RNA, 1993 nt
Organism: Ilex paraguariensis (yerba mate)
Lineage: Eukaryota; Viridiplantae; Streptophyta; Magnoliopsida; Aquifoliales; Aquifoliaceae
Source: the annotation of a GenBank genome assembly